This is a messenger RNA of Ostrinia nubilalis (European corn borer), 1202 nucleotides long. Its product is annotated as nucleoplasmin-like protein. Gene Ontology annotation, cellular component: nucleolus; cytoplasm; nucleoplasm. Bases 118 to 678 code for a protein of 186 amino acids. The transcript has 6 exons. NCBI's taxonomy places the organism in Eukaryota, Metazoa, Arthropoda, Insecta, Lepidoptera, Crambidae. Gene Ontology annotation, biological process: chromatin remodeling. The record is from RefSeq and is a predicted model, not a curated record. Gene Ontology annotation, molecular function: histone binding; RNA binding; chromatin binding.
CGGGCGGGUCGGCCGGCAGUCCAGUGUUGACAACUGGCAACAUCGUUUCUCAGAUUUGUGUGCGCCGGCAUCGCACGUGAACGUGUCGCAAAAUCUCAAUAAAUUAGUGAAAUCACCAUGUCGGACGAAUAUUUCUAUGGUGUGACUUUGUCGGCGUCGCAUCAGUCCGAGACGUGGGACCCGGAGGCGAAGGCGGAGUACCCUCGCAGCAACAAGCUGCUCAUCCGCCAGGCACUGCUCGGGCCAGACGCCAAGCCAGAUGAACUCAAUGUUGUACAGGUUGAGACAAUGUCCCUGCAGGACUCAAUCAAGAUCCCUGUAGCAGUCCUCAAGGCGGGAGAGACGCGACACGCGCGCCUCGACAUCGAGUUCCCAGAUGCCCCAGUCACAUUCACCCUUAUUCAGGGCUCGGGCCCCGUGCACCUGAUCGGACAGCACCUUCUGGGAGCGCUGGUGGAGGAGUUCGAGGACAUGGAGGAAAUGGUCGAGGAGAUGCUGGAUGAGGAAGAGGAAGAUGAUAUGAAGGAUGACGAAAAUAAAAGGAAAUCGUCAGCUGGCAAGCGCAAGACGAAUGAGGAUGAGGACGACGAGGAGGGCGAGCCCAAAGGGAAGAAGGCGAAAAUGUCAAAUAACGCCAAAGGCAAAGCUCCAUCGCCGAAGAAGAACGCCAAGAAGUGAACCGCCUGAGGCCCGGGCCGCGCCGGCGCCACCGCCGGCGGGAGCGGCGGCGCGGCCCCUUAGUUGUAAUGCUAGUGCAUAGUGUGGUAAUUCAGAUAGGUUAGCGUUGUAUCGAUCGCGUGGCUGGAGAGUGGACGUGUGAGCGAUUGUCGUGAUAGUUCUUACCGGUCGAGGUAUCUGCUGACUCAGAGCUCGUAACCGAUGAUCGAGUGUGAUUUCUUCACUGAUUUUUUUUUAUUAUUUUUUCUAAACUAAAUUUUUUCCAUUCCUUACUGUGGUAUAGUGUUAUGGAUGUCAAAUUUAAUAUUAUAAGUCUAAUUCACACAGAUGUAUUUUUAAGUUAAGGCGUAAUUAAGCAUAAUCAGUGUACUUUAAGACAUUGAUCGAGUAGCCGUCGACAUAAAUUGAAUUUGCUAACGAUUUCUCAUUUCAGAAUGAAAACUCAUAAUCUAUUAUAGUUUGUUUGUACAUAUACAUAUAAAAGCAUAAGAACGGUAACAAUAAAAUAAAAACAUUUCUAAACA